AUGCAGACGCGGCAAAUAACCACAGACCUUGCAUCUUUGUCUUACACCAACCCCGCCGGGAACAAACACUCGCGCUCAAACACCUUCCGCUCGCACGCUUCGGGCUCGAGUGGCCGCAGCGGGCAGAGCAGAGGGAGUGGGUCCGGCACUCCGACCUCUGCUCGAAGUAAGUUCACCGAAGUUAUUGACCAAGCCCCGCCCGCUCCUGCUGCUGCUGUCGACCUACACCGGCGACCGACAUACCAAUCGACUGGCUCGUCUAGCACACUAGUCGGUUCCGCGCUCGAGAGAAAGAUCAAUGAUCAAGACACGUACCAGCCGCACGACACGACCGACCGACUGAACGCUCUUCGGGAAUUGAUGAAGAAAGACAAUUUGGAUUACUAUGUUAUCCCCAGUGAGGACGCUCAUGGUUCUGAAUAUGUCGCCAUCAGCGACAAGCGUCGAGAAUGGAUCUCUGGCUUCACCGGCACUGCUGGAAUAGCCAUUGCCUCCAAGACCGCCGCAUAUCUCGUCACCGACUCACGGUACUGGCUUCAAGCCCGUACUCAGCUUGAUAGCAACUGGAACUUAGUCGAAGGCGGCUCAGUCGGCGGACCUACCGACUGGAUCGACUUCCUUGUCAACCGCGUCAAGGACGCGCGUAUCGGUAUCGAUGCACGGAUGCUUGCACAUGAGAAGGCGCUCCUUCUCAACUCUCAGUUGCAGGCCAGGGGGUCAAAAUUGUUCUACCCGCCGCAGAACCUCAUCGAUCUCAUCUGGAAGGAGAAGCCUCCACGGUCGAAAGAGCCUGUAUACGUUCAGCCAAUGAAGUACACUGGGAUGGAAGCGGGUAAGAAGCUCGCUAAGCUGAAGGAGUGGAUCAAGGAACAGCCACCUACGGUGCCCAGCUAUUCCAAGACCCCGCCGACUCCUGGCCAGAUGCAGGUUGGGACGCUAAUCUCCAAUUUGGCUUGCAUUGCCUGGUUACUCAACCUCCGCGGUGACGACAUCCCUUUCAAUCCCCUUUUUCACGCGUAUCUGUUUGUAUCGGUCGAACAGACUGUUCUGUUCGUCGAUACUGCGAAGAUAACAGACGGCGUCGACGAGUACCUCAAAACGCUAGGUGUCCAGCGGCGUGACUACAAUGACGUCUGGACAUUUAUGCGAAGGAAAGAGUGGGGUGACGGCCGCAUUAUCAUUACGCCGCAAACGUCCUACGCGAUAUCUCUGAUGUUGACAUCCUAUCGAUACACCAUCCUGCCCUCGGUCAUCGAGGAAUGGAAGGCCGUGAAGAACCCGGUGGAGCUCGAGGGCCUCAAGGCGGCCUACCUCCGAGAUGGCGUCGCGUACGUCCGCUGGCUGGCAUGGCUCGAAUACAAGAUGAGCCAGGGCUACAGCAUCACGGAGUACGAGGCGGGUUGGCGGCUGACAGAGUUCCGGAGGAUGGGCAAGAAUUACAGGGGUCUUGCGUACGAGAACAUCUCGGCGACAGGCGCUCAUGCCGCGCUUCCGCACUACGUUCCGCACAAGAAGGACGACAUCAUGAUUGAGCGAGACACGCCAUACCUGAACGACUCCGGAGGGCAGUACUGUGACGGGACGUGCGAUACUACACGGACAAUUAUCAUCGACCGACCGACGCCAGAGAUGAUCGAAGCGUACACUCGCGUUUUACAGGGCCAUAUUGCAAUUGACAGCGCUACCUUCCCUGAAGGGACAACAGGCAAGCAGCUUGACGUUUUGGCCCGUAAGGCGCUCUGGAAGGAUGGCCUUAACUACAUGCACGGCACCGGGCAUGGAGUCGGAUCAUUCCUCAAUGUGCACGAAGGUCCCCACGGUUUCUCGAGCGACGUCGCUCUCGUGCCCGGGCAUGUCACUACCAAUGAGCCUGGCUUCUAUAAAGACGGACAUUGGGGCAUGCGCAUCGAGUCGGCGCUGUUCGUAAAGCGCAUUACGACAAAGCACGAGUUCAACGGGCACAUAUGGCUCGGCUUCGAGCGUCUGACGUGCGUGCCCAUCCAGACGAAGAUGGUCAGCCCGGACACGUUGUCCAAAGAGGAGAAGCAGUGGGUUAAGGACCACAACCGCCGCUGCCUGGAAGUUCUUGAACCCUAUCUACGCGAAGACAAGCGCGCUUUGAAUUGGCUCAAGCGCGAGGCCAAUCGCGAAAUUGGCCUUGCCAAGCCCCUUACCAAGGGCUUUGCGAUAGACUGGGAUUGA
This is a messenger RNA of Phanerochaete carnosa HHB-10118-sp, 2202 nucleotides long. RefSeq lists its product as uncharacterized. The transcript is spliced from 11 exons. NCBI's taxonomy places the organism in Eukaryota, Fungi, Basidiomycota, Agaricomycetes, Polyporales, Phanerochaetaceae. The coding region runs from base 1 to 2202 and encodes 733 amino acids. Gene Ontology annotation, molecular function: metalloaminopeptidase activity. The record is from RefSeq and is a predicted model, not a curated record.